AUGGCUUUUUUAAAAAUUGAAUUAAAACAAAUUCAAAGCAAUCAAUUGGUCAUUUUGAAUCAUUUAGAGUCUUUACAGUUACAAUUGGAAGAUCAACCUUGGACCUCUAACAAACAUUUUCCAGUCAGUCAGUUAAAUGAUUGUCCAUUACCAAUAGACAACAAUACAGACUUACAAACUUUUGAAGAGAAAAUUGCUGGUGAUAAUGAAUUUAGAACAUGUUUGGUUAAGGAACUUACAUAUAUAGGUGGGAAACGUUUCAAGGCAAUGGUGCGCAGAAUAAUGUACAAAUUAUGUACAGAUGAGUUGCUACAACACUAUUCUUACAAUGGAAAAAAAGGAAAAACUCCAUUUUGUUCUUUGAGCAUUUGUAGUGUUAUAUUUGAUGCUGUAAAAAAACAAGGAAAGUUUAAACAUGUAUGUCAAGAUGAAAUAGAAGAAAUCAUUAAAUAUAUUUUGGUUCAAGCUCCAUUUACUAUCAAAAGACACAUAAAAAAGAAAAUCACUAAAUAA
This is a messenger RNA of Sipha flava (yellow sugarcane aphid), 513 nucleotides long. RefSeq lists its product as uncharacterized. Bases 1 to 513 code for a protein of 170 amino acids. The transcript has 3 exons. NCBI's taxonomy places the organism in Eukaryota, Metazoa, Arthropoda, Insecta, Hemiptera, Aphididae. The record is from RefSeq and is a predicted model, not a curated record.